Molecule: messenger RNA, 2977 nt
Organism: Acanthaster planci (crown-of-thorns starfish)
Lineage: Eukaryota; Metazoa; Echinodermata; Asteroidea; Valvatida; Acanthasteridae
Product: steroid 17-alpha-hydroxylase/17,20 lyase-like
Biological process (GO): progesterone metabolic process; hormone biosynthetic process
Molecular function (GO): steroid 17-alpha-monooxygenase activity; heme binding; iron ion binding
Source: RefSeq, a predicted model, not a curated record
AGUACAUGCUGAACAGAGGUAGGUUUGUCUGGUGACACAGAAACUGUUCAUAUACUGUAUAUGAGUGCUCACAGACUAAAAGUCUAACCAUUAAGUAUUGUACACGUACACUGCACUUGCUCAGUGGAGCUUGUGGCGGCGGGUUUGUCUGAUGUAGGCCUGUGCACGUUCGUACAAGUACAUAUAGUUUAAAACAGAGCAGCUCGGGCACAGGAAGUUCCUCGUCCUAACCUAACCCCAAGAUGGUCGUCUCGGCAGCAGUUGGUGGCGGGGCAGUCACCGGUGUCUUCACCGUCACGGGGACAACGAUCGCUCUGGGGGCAACUGCGUUAGUGCUCGUCGUUCUUCUCCUACUGUGUCUCGGAGGGAGUAGCGGGGGCUUGGGCGCGGAAUCUCCUCCAGUGGCGCCUGGUGAAAGAUGUGUCUCUGGUCACUUGGGCAUCAUGACAGGGGCUCAGCCCUCCUGGAUCACUCUCAAUCGGAUCGGGAAGGAGAAGGGUGACGUCAUGUCUUUGAAGGUCGGCCAUUGGGUGAUCAUGCUGAACACCUUCGCGGCCAUCAAAGACGCAGCCAUAAACUUCGUCAAGGAGAUGGGUUCCAGACCAACCAAUUACACCACCAACUUGCUUAGUGAAAAUGGAAAGGACAUUUCCCUGGGAGAGUAUAGUCAUGACUGGCUUUUACUUCGAGAAAUGGGCAUCAAAAAUCUCAGGGAGUUUACGACAAAUAAAAGGCUGGAAGAGGUCGUUCACAUCAUCUUGAACAAGUUGGAAGAGGACUUGGACAAGAAAGAGAAUCAACCGGUCAAUGUCAAGGACAUCACGAUACCAGCAACUGCUGGUGUACUAAGCCAUUUGUGCUUUGGAUUCGAUGCCGAUGCCUCCGUUCAUGAUCGCGUUGCCAAGCUGCUCUCAGACGGUUUGUUCAAGUACAUUGUGGGGCCCCGCUUGCUCGCCAACUUCAUCCCCAUCCUGCGAUUCUUCCCCAGCAAUGCACUUAGGGAGGCGCAGGCCACCGUUAAUGAGCUGAAUGGGCUACUGCGUUCGGAGAUGAAACGACAUCAGGAGAGUCUAGACCCAGACAUAACCCGUGACCUGAUGGACGGUAUCAUCAAAUGCAGAAAUCACGCCCGAGAGACCGAACCCGACAAGUACGAGUUCCUCACCGAAACCCAUGCCUACCAAGUUAUCUCCAACUACCUCGGUGGAGCUGCUGGCGCCCUCGUGGUGGCCUUACAGACUGGCGUGGCUCUCUUUGUCAGCAACCCGGAGCAGCAGGAGAAGUUCUCUGCCGCGGUGACCAGCGUGGUGGGCGAGGACCGAAUGCCAGGACUGGACGACCAGGAGAAAUCGGUGUACGUCCGUGCUACCAUCGAAGAGAUCCUCCGUUACGCAUGCAUCGCCCCUAUCAGUGUCCCACACAAAACCUCAGAGGACAUCACUUUCCGUGGGUUCAAAAUUCCGGCCAAUACAGGAAUCUUGGUCAACUUCUACGGCCUUCACUUCAACGAAGAGUAUUGGCCUGAGCCAUUCAACUUCAAGCCAGAACGCUUCAUCGACGAGCGCGGUAACUUCAGAUCAGAUGAGCAUAUGUACCCUUUCGGAUAUGGUGCACGUUCGUGCGUGGGUCAGCCUGUGGCUCGGCAGUUGAUGUACCUGAUUCUCAGUUGGCUGACUCACCGCUACGCUCUAUGCCGGGUCCCUGGGGAGGAGGACCGAGAUCUGCUUCAGCAGGAUCCAGACGUGCAAGUCGUGAAGGCUGUACCUCCGUUCGAUCUUAUCUUAAAGCGACGAUUUUAAGGUGUAUGUGCUUGGACAGUGGAAAUGGGUGAGCCAAACGAAACCGCUGAAUAAAACGCCUUAAUACAACCGUAUAGUGAACAGGUUCUUACGCGAUUAAUUCAUUGCACACUUUUCAGUGACAGAAAUUUACACCAUACUUUUGUUGCAGUAAAACCAUAUUAACCUAUUAAUGAUUUGAUUUUUCGUUUUAAAAAUUUUUGGUUUGGGGCUUUUGAUUUUUGGCUUUGGUAUUUUUUAGUGGUGGGGAGGUAGUUUUGGUUUGGGGUUUUGGUGUCUUGGAUUUUUUAUUUUGAUUUUAGGUUUGGAAUUUUGGAUUUGAUUUGUGUUUUGCUGAGUGGAUUGGGAAUUUCAGGUUUGAAAUUCUAGGUUUUUUUCCUUUUGUUGGUUUUUGGGAAUAUACAGUAUGCAGUUGUAUGGCUCAUUAUGCAGUUGUAUUGCUCAUUACGCAGUUGUAUGGCUCAUUAUGCAGUUGUAUUGCUCAUUAUGCAGUUGUUUUGCUCAUUAUGCAGUUGUAUGGCUCAUUAUGCAGUUGUAUGGCUCAUUAUGCAGUUUUAUAGCUCUUAUAGUGCAUGUAUUAUUAUCACUCAAGUAUUUUGGUUGUAGGGUGUAAUUCAGUCAGUUUGUAAAAGUCUAAAUAAUUGACCCUUUUUAACUUCUGAGCGAACUAAGGUACCCGGGAAUUUUGAUUUCUUUGAAAGAAAUUAAACAUUUAUUGGAAAGGCUGUUGGAUUUGUAGAUUUUGUACAAGUGGAAUAAUAAGGAGCCAUGUCUUACACACCAGUUUUUCUUUUGGUAUUGGCCUAUCUAAUGUGCUCAUUGUGUCGAAUGUGCUCAUUGUGGCGAAUGUGCUCAAUGUAUCGAGUCAUUAUGUUGUUCUUAGUGUGUGUAUUUUCUCUUUGCCAUUUUACAAGGAAUAUAAAUGAGAGUCGGGGAGCAAGUCAGGCAAAAUCUCUGUGUUAUUCUUGACCAAAGACGCAACCAGGGUCACAGUUUGUAAGAUGCCUCCCUGAGAUAAUGUCCAAAAUGCCUCCCUUCCUUUUCCCAACAACGAAAAAAAUACACUGAACAAAAUUAGGCUUGCUUCACUAACUGUGUUCUAUUUAAGAUUUACAAUUAAUUAUAACUUCUACAAUAGCAGUAUUUCCACUUUCCAAAUUAAAUUUGCUUUUAAAUUA